Molecule: messenger RNA, 1896 nt
Organism: Gamsiella multidivaricata
Lineage: Eukaryota; Fungi; Mortierellomycota; Mortierellomycetes; Mortierellales; Mortierellaceae
Product: phosphoenolpyruvate carboxykinase [ATP]
Exons: 3
Coding region: 136-1722 (528 amino acids)
Biological process (GO): gluconeogenesis
Cellular component (GO): cytosol
Molecular function (GO): phosphoenolpyruvate carboxykinase (ATP) activity; ATP binding
Source: RefSeq, a predicted model, not a curated record
UUUCUCUACUACACCUCCCUCUUCACUUUUCUACCUCUCUUUCACUUCAUUCUCUCCACUUUCCCACCAUGAUGGUAAACCAAGAAAAGGCAAGCGCGCCGACCGGCGCCAAGAACCCAUCCCGACCCGGAGGUCAUGUACCACGACACAGGGAUCGAUUACAACCAUGUGCUCAUGAACCGCAAUGCCUCAGUCGCGAAACUAUACGAGGAUGCAUUGCGAUAUGAGGAUGGAUCAAUGAUCUCGUCUGAGGGAGCGUUGGUGACGAGCUCGGGCAAGAAGACGGGUCGCUCACCAAAGGACAAGCGUAUUGUAGAUGAGUCCACGACGACGGCAGAUAUCUGGUGGGGGCCGGUGAAUAAGAAGCUGAGCGAGCAUGCGUUCUUAAUCAACCACGAGCGUGCGGUCGACUACUUGAACACCAGGGAGAGGCUUUAUGUGUUUGACGGAUAUGCGGGAUGGGAUCCAAAGUACAGGAUCAAGAUUCGUGUGGUCUGUGCCCGCGCCUACCACUGCCUAUUCAUGCGCAACAUGCUCAUCCGCCCCACGGACGACGAGCUCGAGGAGUACGGCGAGCCCGAUUUCACUAUCCUCAACGCCGGCGCCUUCCCCGCGAACCGUUACACGACCGGCAUGACUUCCAACACUUCAGUCUCGAUCAACUUUCAUCGUCGUGAGAUGGUCAUUCUCGGAACCGAGUAUGCCGGUGAGAUGAAGAAGGGGGUCUUCACCAUCAUGCACUACCUCAUGCCCAAGGCCGGUGUCCUCUCCUUGCACUCCUCCGCUAACCAAGGCGAGGAUGGCGAUGUCACCGUCUUUUUCGGUCUUUCCGGCACUGGCAAGACGACCCUCUCCGCCGACCCACGUCGUCAUCUGAUCGGUGACGACGAGCAUUGUUGGUCUGACACCGGUAUCUUCAACAUCGAAGGUGGUUGCUAUGCCAAAUGUAUUGAUCUCUCUGCGGAAAAGGAACCCGAGAUCUUUGGAGCCAUCCGCUUCGGUGCCGUCCUCGAGAAUGUCGUCCUGGAUGAAGAUACCCGUCUGGUAGACUACAGUGACAAUUCUCUGACUGAGAACACCCGCUGCGCCUACCCGAUUGAGUACAUUCCCAACGCCCUGAUUCCCUGUAUCAGCAGCGGGCACCCCAAGAAUAUCAUCAUGCUCACUUGCGAUGCCUUUGGAGUCCUCCCACCAGUCUCGAAGUUGACAUCUGCCCAGGCGAUGUACCACUUCAUCUCCGGAUUCACCGCCAAGAUGGCCGGUACUGAGGAUGGUGUGACCGAACCUGAGGCGACCUUCUCUGCCUGCUUCGGCCAGCCCUUCUUGGUUCUGCACCCAACCAAGUACGCGACCAUGCUGGCCGAGAAGAUCCAGCAGCAUGCGGCUGAUGUGUGGCUGAUCAACACUGGAUGGACUGGAGGAGCCUACGGCAAAACAGGCCAGCGUAUUGCGCUCAAGUACUCCCGUGGAAUCAUCGACGCCAUCCAUUCAGGAGAGCUCAAGAAGGCCGAAUAUCAGACCUACCCGAUCUUUGAUCUCCAGAUCCCCAAGGUCAUGCCAGGUAUUCCUGCGGAGGUUUUGAACCCGGCCACGGCAUGGAGGGGACCCGCUGCUGAAUUUGAGCAGAGCGUCAAGAAAUUGGCCCAGCUGUUCAAGGAGAACUUUGCAAAGUACCAGGACCAGGCUUCGGCCGAUGUCAUCGCUGCGGGACCCAAGAUCUAAACCCUCGAGCGAGAAGGUGAACAGCCAUACGGCCCAAAAAAAAAAGAAAAAAAAAAAAGAAAAAAAAAGAUCAAGAGUAAGGGGAUUCUUUUCAAAAUGACGAGACGGCCCGAGUACGCUGUACUUGUUCUUUUGCAUAAUGUAAAAAACACUAGCAUCACCGCUUGCCACAUG